AGCCUUCAAAAAAAAAAAAAAAGGAAAGGAAAGAAAAAGAAUAGCACCCCCCUGCAAAACACUGCCUGCCCUGUUUCUGACGGGAGUGCGAAACUCCCGCAGUGGGGAACCUUGUGGUAUCUACCAAACUACCCAUACCGCUGCCUCUUGACCCAGUGGUUCUAUUUCUAGGAAUUUACGUCUGUGCAAUGCUAUUGAGAGCACCAUUGUUUGCAAUGGAAGACUGGAAACCCCCUGUAUUCGUCGUAGGGAUAGGAUUGGAUGAACAUUGGUACAUCCACAUAAUGGAAUCAAGCAGCCAUUUUUUACAAAGGGGAAGUUUUCCAGGUACUGUAUAUUGCGUGGCAUGCAGAAUAUGUUUUUAAGUGAAAAAAGAUGUGAAAUUAUAGGGCACCCGUGUUCCCUGGAGGGAGGCAGGUAAGCAUCCAUGUUCCACCUGGGAUGGGGCAGGUGAGCCCAGAGCCACAUUGGCAGAGCCCAGCCUCUCAGCCAGGAGGGCCUCAGCAUGGAGAGGUGGGAAGAGGGUCCCUGGAGACAGACCACCCCCCGGGCAUGGGAUGUGCAGAGCCCUGGCUGUCCAGUGUGGCCUGCUGGGGGCUCAAAAAGAGGAGCCUGCCAGCGCCAAACUUCCCACCACUUUCCAGCUUGGUCAAGAGCCAGCUCCUCUCUCUGUAAAGGAACAGAUUAUCUUGAGUGAGGUUAGUGCGAAGGGAAGAGAAGCAAAAGGAAGAGGGACUGGGCCCAGGGACAGCAACCGACACUCAACCCAACCAUAAGGGCUGCAGCUGGGAGUCUGAAGGGCCAUUAAGGCACCCCCAGCCCCAACUUCUCUCUAGGAUCCCUUCAAGCCUUACCCGGGAUUGCUGCGGUUUUCUGCUGGCGCCUCUGGUCUCCACGGCCGCGCCCCCACCCCCCCGCAACUCACUACACUAAUGGCUCAGCCUGGGCCCCCAGGGACGUUCCCUGCCCCCCAGACUGCUCCGCGGCCCCCGGCCCCCACACUGCUGUAACCCAAUCCUCUGCGGCAGCUCCAGCUCAGCAGAGCAGCCUCCAGCACAGCAGCCCUUGCUUUCCACACCAGCUGGGCCCUACCUGGUCUCUCCCGCCGAGCCCCAGGAGCCCCAGUCCGGCGCUGAGCCUAGUGGAACCCCAGCUUGCUCCUGGAGACCAUCGAGCCAAGCCUGCUGCACCAGGGCCUCCCCAUCUCUCGGUCUGGGCUCCUCUCCCCCUCCCUGUCCUUCCCUCACCUCACCCACAGCGACCCCCACCUGGCCACCCAAAUCCUCUCAGCACCUCCUGGUCCUCAGACUGACCCUCUUUCCUCCUUCCAAACCCCUGCAGCCUGGUCACCACUCCCCGGCCCUCUCAGUGUCCCCCGCCCCGGGCCUCGGCAUGAAGCCCCAUCCCGGGCCAGAGGAGGCUCGGCGGCCGGCCUCAGACAUCUGCGUGUUCGCCAGCAGCUGCACCCUGCACGGGCUGGGCCACAUCUUUGGCCCCGGGGGCCUGACGCCUCGCCGAGGGCUGUGGGCCACCGCCGUGCUCCUGUCGCUGGCCGCCUUCCUCUAUCAAGUGGCUGAGAGGGUGCGCUACUACGGGGAGUUCCACCACGAGACAGCCCUGGACGAGCGUGAAAGUCACCGGCUCACCUUCCCCGCUGUCACCCUGUGCAACAUCAACCCGCUGCGCCGCUCGCGCCUCACACCCAACGACCUGCACUGGGCCGGGCCCGCACUGCUGGGUGUGGAGCCCGCUGACCAUGCUGCCUUCCUGCACGCCCUGGGCCAGCCCCCUGCACCACCCGGCUUCAUGCCCAGUUCCACCUUCGACAUGGCUCGACUGUACGCCAGGGCUGGGCAUAGCCUGGAGGACAUGCUGCUGGACUGCCGCUACCGAGGUUGGCUGUGCGGGCCUGAGAACUUCACCGUGAUCUUCACCCGGAUGGGUCAGUGCUACACCUUUAAUUCUGGCGCCGACGGGGCAGAGCUUCUCACCACUCCCAAGGGCGGCAUGGGCAACGGGUUGGAGAUCAUGCUGGAUGUGCAACAGGAUGAGUAUCUGCCCGUGUGGAGGGACAUGGAGGAGACCCCGUUUGAGGUGGGGAUCCGAGUGCAGAUUCACAGCCAGGAGGAGCCGCCCACCAUCGACCAGCUGGGCUUCGGUGCAGCCCCUGGCUACCAGACCUUUGUGUCCUGCCAGCAGCAGCAACUGAGCUUCCUGCCACCACCGUGGGGCGACUGCAGCUCCGCAUCUCUGGACCCCGACUUUGAGCUGGAACCUUCGGAUCCCCUGGGUCCCCCCAGCCCCAGCCCAGGCCCCCACUCUCCCUAUAGUCUAAUGGGGUGUCGUCUAGCCUGUGAGACGCGCUAUGUGGCUCGGAAGUGCGGCUGCCGAAUGAUGCAUAUGCCUGGCGGCGCGCCAGUGUGCAGUCCCCAGCAGUACAAGGACUGCGCCAACCCGGCGCUCGACGCCAUGCUGCGGAAGGACGCGUGCACCUGCCCCAACCCGUGCGCCAGCACGCGCUACGCCAAGGAGCUCUCCAUGGUGCGGAUCCCGAGCCGCGCCUCCGCCCGCUUCCUGGCCCGGAAACACAACCGCAGCGAGGCCUACAUCGCAGAGAACGUGCUGGUGCUGGACAUCUUCUUCGAGGCCCUCAACUAUGAGACAGUGGAGCAGAAGAAGGCCUACGAAGUGUCGGAACUGCUUGGUGUGUGCGCGCAGGGGACCCACACAGGGCACCCAGGGGUCUGGGGAGGUGUGGGCAGGGCAGGUGGCUGUGAGCUGAUGGGUAACCUGGGCUCCGCAGGUGACAUUGGGGGCCAGAUGGGGCUGUUCAUCGGAGCCAGCCUGCUCACCAUCCUUGAGAUCCUGGACUACCUCUGUGAGGUGUUCCGGGACAGGGUCCUGGGAUACUUCUGGAACCGAAAGCACUCCCAAAGGCAUUCUAGCACCAAUCUGCUUCAGGAAGGGCUGGGCAGCCACCGAACCCAAGGUCCCCACCUCAGCCUGGGCCCCAGGUAACAAGAAAUGGCCCCCUAUUUCAAGGGAGGAGGGGCAGGUCCCAUCUAGAGGGUGCCAUUCAGGUUCAGGAGGGCAAGGCAGUGGGUUCAAGGCCUCCUGUCCCAGCGCUGUGGUCUGGGUCGCACCAGGCCUCCCACACCUCCCUGUGCUG
This is a messenger RNA of Enhydra lutris kenyoni (northern sea otter), 3169 nucleotides long. RefSeq names its product acid sensing ion channel subunit 3. Gene Ontology annotation, biological process: sodium ion transmembrane transport. Lineage: Eukaryota; Metazoa; Chordata; Mammalia; Carnivora; Mustelidae. The transcript is spliced from 9 exons. Gene Ontology annotation, cellular component: membrane. The record is from RefSeq and is a predicted model, not a curated record. Bases 1393 to 3018 code for a protein of 541 amino acids.